Balearica regulorum gibbericeps (East African grey crowned-crane) is the source of this 4074-nucleotide messenger RNA. NCBI's taxonomy places the organism in Eukaryota, Metazoa, Chordata, Aves, Gruiformes, Gruidae. The record is from RefSeq and is a predicted model, not a curated record.
AUGCUUCAUGUUCCACAUUUGCGAUCAGUAGAUUUAAGCCAAAACAAGAUUGUAAGCCUGCCUGGACCAAUGCACUGGAAAUCAUUAAACUUAAGGGAGCUGUUAUUUAAUCAUAAUCAAAUAGACAUCUUGGACUUGAGUGAAAAGGCAUGUGCAUGGUCUAGGCUAGAAAAGCUACACCUGUCCCACAACAAGUUAAAGGAGAUUCCUCCUCAGAUUGGCUUCCUAGAGAACUUGACUUCUCUGGAUGUAAGUCAUAAUCCCGAUUUGAGAUUCUUUCCAGAUGAAAUGGGAAGACUAUCCAAAAUCUGGGAUCUUCCUUUGGAAGGACUUCAUCUUAAUUUAGACUUCAAACAUGUGGGAUGCAAAGCCAGAGAUAUUAUCAGAUUUCUUCAACAAAGACUGAAGAAGGCUGUACCUUAUAACAGAAUGAAGCUCAUGAUUGUUGGGAACACUGGCAGUGGGAAAACUACCCUGCUACAACAACUAAUGAAAUGCAAACGAACAGAAUUGGGCUGUCCAAAAGCUACAGUAGGCAUUGAUGUAAAAGACUGGAUCAUUCAAGGAAAAGGCAAAAUGAAGAAAGAGCUUAUAUUAAAUGUGUGGGAUUUUGGAGGACAAGAAGAGUUCUACAGUACCCAUCCUCAUUUUAUGACCCAAAGAGCUUUAUAUCUUGCUGUUUAUGAUCUCAGCAAAGGACAAGCAGAGGUGGAUGCUAUGAAGCCGUGGCUUUUUAACAUCAAGGCUCGAGCUUCAACAUCCCCCGUCAUUCUUGUUGGCACUCAUUUAGAUGUUUCUGGUGAAAUGCAACGUGAGGCCUGCAUGAGUAAAAUUACUAGAGAGCUGUUGAAUAAACGAGGCUUCCCAGCAAUCCAAGAUUAUCACUUUGUGAAUGCUACAGAAGAAUCUGAUUCCAUUAUCAGACUUCGGAAAAUCAUAAUAAAGGAGAGUCUUCACUUCAAGAUCAGAGAUCAACCAGUGGUUGGUCAGCUAAUUCCUGACAGCUACCUGGAGCUGGAGAAGAGAAUUUUGCUGGAACGUGAAAAUGUCCCGGUUGAAUUUCCUGUGAUUGAUCAGAAACGCUUACUGGAACUGGUACGAGAAAGCCAGUUACAACUGGAUGAAAAUGAACUCCCUCACGCAAUUCACUUUCUGAAUGAAUCAGGUGUACUCCUUCAUUUUCAAGACCCAGCACUACAGCUAAGAGAUCUGUAUUUUGUAGAUCCUAAGUGGCUAUGUAAAAUCAUGGCACAGAUUCUGAUGGUGAAAGUGGAAGGCUUUUCUAAAUAUCCUAAGGGAAUUAUAAAGCGUUCAGAUGUGGAAAAAUUCCUUUUAAAGAAGAGCAAGUUUCCUAAGAUUUACAUGUCACAAUACUUUAAGCUUCUGGAAAAGUUUCAGAUUGCUUUGCCGUUAGGAGAGGAUCAACUACUAAUCCCAAGCAGUUUGUCUGAUCACAGACCUGUUAUAGAGCUUCCCCACUGUGAAAAUUCAGAAAUUAUCAUCAGGCUUUAUGAGAUGCCGUACUUUCCUAUGGGAUUUUGGUCCAGGUUGAUCAACAGGUUGCUUGAAAUAUCACCUUACAUGCUGUCAGGAAGAGAGCGAGCACUUCGUCCUAAUAGAAUGUAUUGGAGACAAGGCAUCUACUUGAACUGGUCUCCUGAAGCUUAUUGUCUAGUGGAAUCAGCAGUAUUUGACAACAACCCAGACAGUUUUUUGAAAAUCACAUCACCUUCUUGCAGAAAAGGAUGCAUCCUUUUGGGGCAAGUUGUGGAUCACAUAGAUUCUCUUAUGGAAGAAUGGUUUCCUGGUUUGCUGGAUAUAGAUGUAUGUGGUGAAGGGGAAACACUGUUGAAGAAAUGGGCUCUGUACAGCUUUCAGGAUGGUGAAGAGCACCAAAAAAUACUACUUGAUGACUUACUUAAAAAAGCUGAAGAAGGUGACCUUUUGGUAAAUCCAGAUCAACCGAGACAUACCAUUCCAAUAGCUCAGAUUGCUCCUGAUCUGAUACUGGCUGAUUUGCCAAGAAAUAUUAUGUUGAACAAUGAUGAUCUGGAAUUUGACGAAGCUCCUGAAUUUCUCUUGGGUGAUGGUGGGUUUGGAUCUGUGUACCGUGCAUCUUAUGGUGGCGAAGAAGUUGCCGUAAAGAUUUUCAAUAAACAUACUUCCCUCCGGCUCCUGAGACAAGAGCUUGCAGUGCUUUGUCACCUCCAUCACCCCAGUUUAGUGUCUCUGCUGGCUGCUGCAAUCCGUCCCCGGAUGCUGGUGAUGGAAUUAGCCCUUAAAGGAUCUCUCGAUCGUUUGCUUCAACAAGACAAUGCAAGUUUAACUAGAACACUUCAGCACAGGAUAGCUUUACAUGUAGCUGAUGGCUUAAGGUACCUGCAUUCAGCAAUGAUCAUCUACCGUGAUUUAAAGCCUCACAAUGUGUUACUCUUUACCCUAUAUCCCAAUUCAGCUGUUAUUGCAAAAAUAGCUGACUAUGGCAUUGCCCAGUAUUGUUGCCGAAUGGGAAUAAAAACCUCUGAAGGCACGCCAGGAUUUCGAGCACCGGAGGUUGCCAGAGGAAAUGUUAUUUACAAUCAGCAAGCUGAUGUUUAUUCAUUUGGCUUGCUGCUCUAUGACAUUUUAACAGGAGGAGGUAGAAUAAUGGAAGGCUUAAAGUUUCCAAAUGAAUUUGAUGAAUUAGCAAUACAAGGAAAGUUACCAGAUCCUGUCAAAGAAUAUGGGUGUGCCCCCUGGCCUAAAGUUGAAAAUUUAAUUAAAAAGUGUUUGAAGGAAAACCCUCAGGAACGACCAACAUCUUCCCAGGUUUAUGAGAUCUUGAAUUCUGCAGAGCUGAUCUGUUUGAUGAGGUAUGUUUCAAUACCCAGCACAUCCACAGCAGAGUGCAUGGUAGCUGCCAAUCAAAGCUGCAAGAAGGCGGGAGUCUGGAUAGGCAAUGGGAACACAGAAAAAGCACAGCUCUCAUUUGUUAACCUAAAUACAGAUGGACAUACGUGUGAGGAUAUUGCAGAUAGUAAAAUUUUAAGUUUGGCCUUAGUGACCCUUCCUACUGAGAAAGAAAACUGGAUUGUAGCAGGAACCCAGUCUGGUUCUCUAUGGGCACUUAACACAGAAGAUGAAGCAAGAAGGCAUCGUCUGCAGAAAAUGUCAGAUUCCAUCACUUGUUUAUACUGCAAUUCUCUUUCAAAACAAAGCAAACAGAAGAAUUUCUUCUUGGUAGGCACAGCUGAUGGCAGACUGGCAGUUUUUGAAGACAGAGCAGUAAAGUGUAAGGGUGCCACACCUUUGAAGAUACUAACUAUAGGAAAUGUUAGCACACCACUGAUGUGCUUAAACGAAUCCUCGUAUUUAUCUGAAAAAAAUAUAAUCUGGGGAAGCUGUGGAACAAAGAUCAUUGCCUUAACUAGUGACUUCUCUGUUCAAAAGCUCAUUGAAACAAAGACAAGUCAACUGUUCUGUCAUAAUGCUUACAGUGAUGCAAAUAUUAUUUCAUUAGCAAUAGACAAGUCUAUCUACUUGGCAAAGAAAAACAGCCAUUUUGUGGAAAUCUGGGACAAGAAGACAGAAAAACUUUCAGAACUAAUUGACUGUGCGCAUUUUCUUAAGGACAAAGAGGAAAAAUUAAAUAAGGAAUCAAAACAUAAACUGGCUUAUUCUGGAAGAGUGAAGACAAUUUGCCUGCAGAAAAAUACUGCAUUGUGGAUAGGAACAGGAGGAGGGCAUAUCUUGCUGCUUGAUUUAUCAACACGUCGUCCUGUACGAGUUAUAGACAACUUUUGUGACUCUGUUAGAGUCAUGAUAACAGCUCAGCUAGGGACUCUCAAGAAUGCAGUCCUGGUUUUGGGAUAUUGUUAUAAAGGUGACACCGAAGACAACAAAUAUCACAAAGAAUUACAAUCCUGUGUGUCAGUGUGGGACAUUAACCUGCCCCAUGAAGUACAAAACCUGAAAAAACAUGUAGAAAUGAGACAGGAACUAGCAGAAAAAAUGAAGAGCAUUUCUUUGGACUGAAAAGUCACCCUGCAAGUGCCAUUCCCUUUUCUAGUCUUCCAUCCUAACAUACUGUGCAAU